UCAUUUCCUCUUUUUCUCUCUCUCAGAAAAUUGUAGCUUAUCUAAUCUUGUGCUUUAUCCAUGGCUGCCAAGAAGACCUCUGAAGCCUCUUCUUCCACCAGUCGAUGGAAGUAUGAUGUUUUCUUAAGUUUUCGCGGUCAGGAUACUCGCACAAACUUCACUGAUGUCCUUUUCAAUUGGUUAGACAGGGAUAGGAUUCUCACCUUUAAAGAUGAUGUAGAGCUAAACAAAGGAGAGAAUAUCUCUUCUGAACUAAUGGCAGCCAUUAAUGGUUCUAGGAUUGCCAUUAUCAUCUUCUCUGAGAAUUAUGCUUCUUCAUCUUGGUGCCUUGAUGAACUGGUGAAGAUCUUUGAUUGCAAAAAAGAUGGCCAACUACAAAAAGUUCUACCUGUUUUCUACAAGGUGGAUCCAUCUGAUGUUAGGCAUCAACGUAACAGUUAUGGGAAGCCAUUUGAGGGACAUGAAGUGCGUUUCAAGAAUGAAAUGGAGAGGGUGGAGAAGUGGAGGGCUGCUCUCACUAACGCUGCAAAUUUGUCAGGGUGGCACCAUGCGAAGGAUGGUAAUGGGUAUGUCUUAAUCAAAUCCUAUUUUUCAUUUUUGUUUUGCUAACGAUGGGUAUCCAGACCUUUGGCCAGACUAGUCCCGUGGGCCUCUUAAUCAAAUCCUAUCACUUCUUUAUUUAUUACUAUAUUUGGCUUCUACUUCUAUGGUUCUAUCUUCUAUCUCCCAUGGAUUUUUUGUUUCCGCAUUCUAUGUUUGGAUGCUAAGAAAAGGGGAAAAAAGAUUAAAAAAAUAUUGAAUUUAAAUUUAGAAUUGAGUUUUCCUAAGGCCAUGGUGAAUGAGAAGGCCCUUCGCGAACCCAAACUAUAGGGGGAGAGGGGGGUCACAUCUGAACCGUAUCAUCAUUCAGUCAUCAGUGAAAAAAAAUUGCCCUUAAA
Molecule: messenger RNA, 938 nt
Organism: Macadamia integrifolia
Lineage: Eukaryota; Viridiplantae; Streptophyta; Magnoliopsida; Proteales; Proteaceae
Product: TMV resistance protein N-like
Exons: 1
Coding region: 61-609 (182 amino acids)
Biological process (GO): signal transduction
Source: RefSeq, a predicted model, not a curated record